Molecule: messenger RNA, 2844 nt
Organism: Suillus clintonianus
Lineage: Eukaryota; Fungi; Basidiomycota; Agaricomycetes; Boletales; Suillaceae
Product: oligomeric golgi complex component, COG2-domain-containing protein
Exons: 12
Coding region: 74-2773 (899 amino acids)
Biological process (GO): intra-Golgi vesicle-mediated transport; protein transport; Golgi organization
Cellular component (GO): membrane; COG complex
Source: RefSeq, a predicted model, not a curated record
UCGUUAUACGUUAUGACCCCUGCGCGUGGUGGGAUCGCGUUGUAGCCAGAGUACGUGCUGACCGACACCAUAAAUGUCUUCGCGCGUCUUCCAUGCCUCUGGCAAAUCUCCCGACCCUUAUGAGUUGGAACGGUUAGCAGAAGAGCUCGUCGCGCGUGAGCAAGCAGGAUCUAACUAUGCUCCCCGAACUACUGCCUCAACGGAGCUGCCAAUUUAUGUCCCAUUAUCGCAUAACAACCCUCAUCUAACUGCAGAAGUGUUUAACGUCGAAGAGUUUCUGCUCUCCCGAUCGCACACAUCUCUACAAGACUUGCGCUCAGAGCUUAGAGACUACCUUACCUCGUUGAAGGAGGAGCUGGUGUUACUCAUCAACGACGACUACGAGGCAUUCAUCAGUCUGAGUACAGACCUGAGAGGAGAGGGCUCGAGAUUGGAGAGGCUCAAACUUCCACUCGGCGACUUGCGCAAACGCAUCUCAGAGUCGCGAGGUGGUCUCCAGGCUACACAAGACAGCAUUCAAGAGACGCUUGAUGCCCGUACUAAGUUGCGCGAAGAGAAGGCACUUCUACAUCUCUUGCUCAAGAUAUCAGAGUCUGUAACCAGACUUGAGAGUCUUCUUCUCAUCUCUCAAGUUACUACGACAUCCUUUGAAAGUCACAGCAGUCAUCUGUCCCAUCUUCCUGCCUCUGCAGGACAGCCUAGCGAUGCCAAGAGCCAAGGCAACCGCGCCAAACACCUUUCCAGAGUCACUGCUGAGUAUACUCAACUCCUGUAUCACAUCGAGAAGGCAAAAGAAGAACAUUGUGCUUUUGUGGAUGAAAUACGAUGGCGUAUUGACCGCAUACAAUCAACUCUCACAUCUGACUUAGACCAUGUUUUUUCUGCUAUCCUGGGCUCCUUGACGGACAUCAAAGCAGGAAAAGUUUUGGACCUCGAACGAGCUAAACUAUAUGUUGAUUUAACUGAGUGUCUAAGGAUCUACGAUUCACUACGCCUUUGGAGAGUCGCUGAAGAGAUCAUGCGGAGAGACGUAAUGCAGACUUUUAUCAAGAAGACUAUUUUUUCUGAUGCACUGGCUACGUCGCUCUCACCUGUGUUACCGCACACUCCACUUCCUGCCACACUCUCUACCCGCACAGAAUCAUACGGUGGCGGGCUGUUGCCCCGUACCCCAUAUACUCCAUUCACUGCAUUUGCCACUAAACAAAAUCCCUUUGAGGCUUCACAUGUCUCUGGACCAGUGCACUUGCUUGACGAAUCUAAUGAUGCGCUUGCAAAAUUGUACAACCAGAUUCUUCGCUUUAUUGAGCGAGAUUUUGGGCGCAUCAUGGAGCUUGCCGAACGAGUUUCCUUUAAGGCGGGUUCGACUACGUCGUAUUCAAGUGCAGCAUUGGGAGACUAUCAUUUGGGAGACGCACAACAGGCUUCUGUGGAUGGCUUCGAGAUUAUGACCAAUGUGGUGUGGGCAGAAAUCGGUAGGGCAAUAAUGGAUGAGCUUGGCACUGUUGUAUUUGCGCCAGGAAACCCAAAUGAGUUCCGCAAGCAUCAUUCUACAACGCAGGCUUUCAUCCGUUCUCUCGAGUUCUUGGCUCCUUCCACGCAUUCUGUGCAAAACAUGCGUUCCCAUCCAGUGUUCACUGCAUUUCAGCGACGUUGGCAGCUCUCUGUUUAUUUCCAGUUGCGGUGGAAGGAAACCGUCACAAAGCUCGAAGAAACUUUGUCAUCGAGAAUUCUGGAUCCUGAGGCACCAAACUUUACUCCUGGGCGUGAUGUGUUUGUAACGGCACAGGCCGCUGAUGUUUUCACUGCAAUUGCUUCGUGCUGGGGUGCGGAAGGGUACAUUCCCGACCUUUCGCAUCGCUUCUGGAAAUUUACUCUUCAGCUCCUCAGCCGAUAUCGGGAAUGGUUGGAAAGCUCACUGCCGCCUUCAGGAGGGUCUCCAGUGAAACCUGCUGCCAACAUUACCCAUGAGAAGACCUCAGCAAUUGUCAACCCUCCAAGAUCUUCAACACCUGGACUCACGCCAGAAGCGACUAUUGAAAGCACAGCUGCAGACGAGAUCUUACUAAGGCAGUUUGCAACGGCUCUCGUUGAUAUUCGGGCGAUGACAAGCCAAGUCUUGCAAUUGUGGAGAGAAGAGAUUAGCAUGAUGCUUCCCGACAUGUCAACGGAAGACAAUACAGAGGACGCGGUGCUAGAAGCCGCUCUGAGAACUCAACUCGAGCAGCUCAGUGCUCUUUCUGCAUCGUUGAGCAGCCAGGCCACAUCCAUAUUGUCCAGGCGUUGUUGCGAUGCCCUGUUGCCAGUUCGAUCUAUUCCUUCGCAAUUUAGAGCAAUGUCUAACAAGCGGCUGCCCUCCGAACCAAGUUACUUUGCGCCCACCAUCCUCCGCCCGGUAAGGGUCUUCUUUGGAAUCGGCACUGGCGGUGGUCCUGGGGAACGACUCAAGGAGGAAUUGUUGAGGGAUGUCUCAACUGAUGUUGUGGAAAGCGUCUGUCAGCGGUACAUACAGUACUUGACUGCGAUGAAAAAGACCGAGGAAUCUCUUCGACGACUGAAGAAAGGGAAAAAGUCGACGCUAUCUAUUUUUGGAUCUGCUACUGCUGGAAAAGAUGACGGGAAGGACGAGGAACGCAUUCGUGCACAGAUGAUACUGGACGUGGAAGCGUUCAGGACAGAAGGCGAAGCCCUAGGGGUCAACAUGCAGUCCAUGGACAGCUUCAUAGUCCUGGAUCAAAUGGUUCGAGCUGAACUGGUUGACAGCGAUCUCUGACACUUGCCCAUAAUUUAUACCUUUGGCUGAGGACGGUGUUCUGAACUCUUCUUCGAUCGCAGUAGCAAGAA